Molecule: messenger RNA, 3627 nt
Organism: Zeugodacus cucurbitae (melon fly)
Lineage: Eukaryota; Metazoa; Arthropoda; Insecta; Diptera; Tephritidae
Product: maternal effect protein oskar
Exons: 5
Coding region: 480-2003 (507 amino acids)
Source: RefSeq, a predicted model, not a curated record
UCAAAGUCAAUUCAUAUUAAUCAUUGCUUAGGUACCUAAGUGUUUAUGUAUACACGUUUGUGUGAUCUUGCACUGAUAUACAGAUGUCCACUAAUGUGCUCACCUAAAAUUAUUUGGUUAGUGAUUCGAGAAGCUACCAACUGCGGGAAGAGCGCUUUACCACGUGUUUCAACUAAUGCUUUUUUUCAAGCAGUGCGAGUAACUGAUACGAUUUCUAUAACGAGUACUCAUUUUUAAUAACGACUACAAGUUUUAAGCACAGAAUAUUGCGAAUAUUUUUAUGCGCAAAAAUUUCCGAAAUAGUUCGACUUUUUAAUCAAACACACAAUACCUUUAUAGUAAAGUUUAGCGACAAAAAAAGUAGUGAAACUGAAUGUUUAUUCACUAUAAGCAACAUUUUGUCUUCUACUUUGAUAACAAGUGCCGCUUCGACGGUUAUUUGCGAAGGUUUGUACAGCGACUCCAAAUACCACGCAGCUAUGACAAUCAUGCACGAAGCUUUCCUAGAAUUGCGAAACGCAUUUCCUGAUUUGGACGUGGAAGUGCGAAGCAUUCUAAUGGCCCGCUCUCAGGAAGGAGCAACUAUAACCGACAUAAAGGAUGAUUACCGAAAAAAUAUGGGUCUUGUGUUUCCAAUUUAUCAAAACAUCACCGAGUUCCUGCUCUCAAUUCCGUUUGUGACUGCAUAUUGUAAUGAAAAUGGCAAGCUUAUUUUUAAUGUCCGGCCUUCAGCAAGAACAAAGCAUAUCUACGAUUUGGUACAGCAGCAAAAACCUCAACAGCAUCAAAUUUCAACUCAAAAACAACAGUUUAUUCAAUAUAACGAACAAAAGCGAUACGAACCAGUCGUAAACAAUAUUUCAUCUCAGAAAAAGGAAUGCGAUGAGCUUUGGUACUGCAAGCACAAACAGAUUGAUUACGGAAAUAAUACUGAAUGCAUUGAUAAGAAACACGUUGAUGAUAAAAUAAGCGAAUCGACAAAUAUAGAUGUGGCAAAAACUAAGGUGGGUCUAGAAAAAUCCGCAUUAUUGCCGGCUAAUGAUCAUGACGGUGUUUCGAAUUACAAUGUGGACGCAGGAAGCAAUAAUUAUUAUCAAGACAACUGUAAUCAUCUUUUCAAUAGAUUAUACAACCAACCAAAAGUGGCGUCACAAAAUCUCGGACAUAAUUUCAAUAACAAUCAUUAUUCAAAUUUGAAUAGUCGACUUCCGAAACAACAACCUACACAAAUAAAAUCGAUAAGUCAAACAAGUCAAUUUAGAUCGAUACAACAGCAGAACUAUUUAAACACGAACAAACUGGAAAAGCAAUUCAAUCCGUUUAAACAACCUACGGCGAGAUAUAUACCUACAAGUACGAGUCGACCGACCUCACCAACAUGUACCAAAAGCAGUCGAUAUAAUGAUUCGAUCUACACGACAGAUUCCGACUAUGAGGCACAUCUUUUGGACUUCCCCUUAUUGGGUGAUGAUUUUUUUCUGUUUUUGGCGCGUAUGGAAUUAAGAUGCAAGUUCAAAAAAUAUGACAAAGUACUACAGAGUGGGCUUUGCGUAUCUGGACAAACUAUUUGCGGUGCAAUUAGGCGAGUUCGACAAUUGGAAGAUCAGUGUAAAAGUGUUAUCGUUAACAUCGGAUCUGUGGAUAUAAUGAAAGGUCGGUCGUUGGUACAAAUAGAACAUGACUUUCGCGAACUUAUCAACCUAAUGUUCAAAAAGGGAUUUACACCAAUUUUAACGACGUUGGCACCCCUUGCAAAUUUUGCACACGAUGAGCAUACCAAAAAUAAAUUGGAGCGUUUCAACAGUUUUAUAAAAAAGGAAGGUAAAUUCUCGUUGGUCAUGGACAUUUGGAGCUGCCUAGUUAAUGAAAGAGGCCAUAUACUAUUCGAUUGUUUCCAGAAUGAACCAAGAAUGGUAACGGGUACCUCAGAGCCGUACGUGUUUUGGAACAAAAUUGGUCGACAACGAGUUUUGCAAUUAAUAGAAUCGCAAUUGGAGUAUUAAUAUUUUUAUAUCAUUAUCUUCGUCCGACCAGAAAUUUAGAAUGUUGUUGUUAAAUUUUUUUAAUUGUUUUAAAGUGUAUUUGUGUUUGUUAUGAAGGCGGUAAUUUUUGCUAGAUAUAACCUAAAUCUAUUUCUUAAAAAGUAAUAGUUAGUUAUUAUCAUAGUAAUAUUGAUUAUUUCAUUAUUUUGUUGUAUAUCUUCUUUAGGAACGAAUACGGUUGGUAGGUGUACUUCAAAAAUGGUAUUCAAAUAUAUAUCGGUGCACAAUAUAUAUUUUCGAAUCAAGUUUUUGAAUAUUCCUACCUUAAAUACCAUUAUUCCGUUGAAAAUGUAAACAAUUUAGCUUCUACAAAAUCAAUACCGGUUGAUUUGUCGACAAUUGUAGAAGCUAGAGCAUUUUCCACAUAAUGAUAUAUUUCAGUGUUCUAUUUAAGUUUAAAUAUUGUACUAUGUGAUUUAUUAAUUAAUAAGUUAAAUAUGAACGAGCCAUAACAUUUUAUUAAAUCUGAGAUAGUAAUAAGAUUUCGGACAAUUGCACUCCAACAUCCACUAAAGGUGCAACAUCCUUGUUGUGCAAUUGUCCAUUAAUCGCAAUAUAAAUAUACUGCCUAGUGAGUACGCCAAAUAUAAGUAAAUGUAUUUAUGUAAAUGUAUGUAUGUAGGUCAAUAGAGUUAGGUGUUUAGAGAUUCUAUUGCAAUUACUUUAAUAGAAACUUAAUUUAAUUAAACAAAAACUGUUAUUUUCUUUUAACUCCAAUUUUUGUUAAAUAAACGCCAGUUGUAAUUUUUGGUCUUAUUGCAGCUUACAACCAAACUGCAGUUGAAGUUAUUGAUUGUUAUUGAUAACAACUCAAUGCAUCAAAAAAAUUAAAAAAAAAAUAGUUUACAGAAAUAGCAAAAACUGACAACUUUGAAGAAUAAGUUGUAGCCUUGACAUCAGGUUCUCAGGUUCGGAAAAGUACAAUGUUUUUUCAUUAUUUCUUAUUAGCUGUUUGAAAUUUUGAAAACAUUAGCUGUCUUGGUCGAUUUUCAAAAAGUGUUGUUACAUUAUCCGCUUGAUCUCUCCCAUGUUUAUUCAUUGAAGAACGCGCGUAAAAUGGACUUGUAUGUCGUGUAUGGCGAAACGAUUUCAUACAGAUCGAACACACAUGUGUAUCGGGUAUGGCCACUGUUACUCAACUUUACAACUUCUUACUUAUAACUAGUUUAAACUUUACUCUAGCACUAUUUCACAUAAAUCGCUUAAAUGCAUGGAAAAUUAUGGCGUUCAUUUGAACUUAAAAUCGUUAUUUAAUAGAUUUCAUUAAAUUUAUUUACAUAUCUGUACAUACAAAACUUUUACAUUCUCUGCAACAUGCUACAAGAAUAUAAAAAUAUGGUAGCCAGGUUUGACCGGCAAUUAUACAUCACAUAUUGUAAUACGAAUGCUAGAAAACACACUACUCAACGCUCCUUAAGUACUCCACUGUAAACCCAGAUUGCGGUUCAAAUAUAUUUCAUUUUUUUUUAUUUAACUAACGUUCAUAUAUACUUAUCAGUUCAAAAUUUAAACAUAAUGAUGAAGUAGGUAUCUAAAUAGAUUUAAUAACCUUCAUCGGAUAUUUCAAUGUCAUAUUGUGGAAACU